AUGAAUAAAUUAUUAUUAGCUUUCCUUUUCUUUGGUUUAAUCGCCUCUGUUACUAUUUCUAUGAAAAUUGAUGUAAGAACACAAAGUGAACCAAAUUUAGGAGAUAUUCCAUUAUGUUUGAUCUGUGACUUUGCUGUUGGUAAAAUUGAAAAAUAUUUAGAUGAUAAAGCAAAUACAACUGUUAUCAUUGACAAAGUUGAAAAGGAUUGUAAUAUAUUAAGAAAUAGUUGGAUUGGAAAAUGUAAAAAUAUCGUUACUGAAUAUGGUCCAAAAAUCAUUGACCUUUUGGAAAGUAACGAAUCACCAAAAGCAGUUUGUGCUAUCAUCGAUUUAUGUUAA
Molecule: messenger RNA, 339 nt
Organism: Dictyostelium discoideum AX4
Lineage: Eukaryota; Evosea; Eumycetozoa; Dictyosteliales; Dictyosteliaceae
Product: saposin B domain-containing protein
Exons: 2
Coding region: 1-339 (112 amino acids)
Source: RefSeq, a predicted model, not a curated record